Myxozyma melibiosi is the source of this 1871-nucleotide messenger RNA. Its product is annotated as P-loop containing nucleoside triphosphate hydrolase protein. NCBI's taxonomy places the organism in Eukaryota, Fungi, Ascomycota, Lipomycetes, Lipomycetales, Lipomycetaceae. The transcript is spliced from 3 exons. The coding region runs from base 227 to 1540 and encodes 437 amino acids. The record is from RefSeq and is a predicted model, not a curated record. Gene Ontology annotation, biological process: mRNA splicing, via spliceosome; mRNA export from nucleus. Gene Ontology annotation, molecular function: RNA binding; RNA helicase activity; ATP binding.
GCCCCCCUUCCUCGUUGAACCACCAGAGCGCCUGUUCACUAAUCAGUUCUAGACACUCUCUCGAUAUUUUAUAUUUGCCGCAAUAAGCACUCGAAUACUCUCGUGAUCGGAUCGCUCUUUUGUACGAUCAGCUCCCGGAUUUACUCGACUCAACGCAGCAAAUCAUAUCAAACAACAACCACCCUACCACUCCCAUCCCCAUCCCGACUUAAUCAAUCCGAAAACAAUGGCUGAGAACGGCGAAGAAGAGCUUCUCGACUACUCCGACAGCGAGGACGUCGCCCCCGUCGCCCCCACCACUGCUGCGUCCACCACCGCCGCUGCCACCGACUCCAAGGAAGAGAACGGUGACAAGAAGGGAUCAUACGUUGGAAUCCACUCGACCGGUUUCCGCGACUUCUUGCUCAAGCCCGAAUUACUUCGUGCCAUCGUUGACUGCGGCUUUGAGCAUCCUUCUGAGGUCCAGCAAGUCUGUAUUCCCCAGUCUAUUCUCGGAACCGAUGUUUUGUGCCAGGCCAAGUCCGGUCUCGGUAAGACGGCCGUGUUUGUGUUGUCGACGCUUCAGCAGCUCGAUCCAGUUCCGGGCGAAGUUUCCGUUGUUGUGAUGUGCCACACUCGUGAGCUGGCGUACCAGAUCAAGAACGAGUACUCUCGAUUCUCAAAGUACAUGCCGGAGGUGCGAACGGCUGUUUUCUUUGGAGGUACGAGCAUCAUGAAAGAUGUUGAGGUGAUUAAGAACAAGGAGACGAGUCCUCAUAUUAUUGUUGCUACGCCUGGACGAUUGAACGCGCUUGUGCGUGACAAGUACUUGCGUUUGAACAAUGUGAAGGUGUUUGUUCUUGAUGAGUGCGACAAGAUGCUUGACACGACUGAUAUGCGUCGUGAUGUUCAGGAGAUCUUCCGCGCGACGCCCCAUCAGAAGCAGGUGAUGAUGUUUUCGGCCACUCUUAGCCAGGAGAUCCGACCGAUCUGCAAGAAGUUCAUGCAGAACCCGCUGGAGAUCUACGUUGACGACGAGACGAAGCUCACGCUUCACGGUCUGCAGCAGUACUAUCUCAAGCUGGAGGAGCAGGAGAAGAACCGCAAGCUGAACGAUCUCCUGGAUACAUUGGAGUUCAACCAGGUUAUUAUCUUUGUGAAGUCGACUGUCCGUGCGAACCAGCUUAAUAAGCUGCUUGUGGACUGCAACUUCCCCAGUAUUGCGGUGCAUUCUGGUAUGCCGCAGGAAGAGCGAAUUGCGCGAUUCAAGGAGUUUAAGGAGUUCAACAAGCGAAUCUGUGUCGCGACUGAUGUGUUUGGUCGUGGUAUCGAUAUUGAGCGCAUUAACUUGGCUAUCAACUACGAUCUGCCGUCUGAUGCGGAUUCUUACCUUCACCGAGUCGGUAGAGCCGGACGAUUCGGCACCAAGGGUCUUGCUAUCUCGUUUGUUAGCUCGAAGGAAGACGCGGAGGUGUUGGAUAAGAUCCAGGAGCGAUUUGAGGUCAACAUUGCGCCUUUCCCAGAGGAGGGAGUUGACCCCGCGACCUACAUGAACACAUAAGCGGAUAAAUAUUUUUUAUGAAUUUGCAGUGCUUUGUGUCUGUGUUUGUGAGCUGAUGCUUCUUGUUAUAUUAUAAUCUGAUUUCAAGUUUCGUUUUGUUUCAAUAUUUUUCUAUAUUUUACUAGCGAGGGACCGUGUAUGCUUAUAUUCUUCUUCGGUGAGCGUAUGUCUGGUCGAUAUGCAUUAGUGUAGAGAUUAGUGAUGUUGUUUAUUGAAGAAGAAUAGAAUAAAGAUGAAAAUAAAAGAUAAAGAAGAGAUAAAGAAGUCGUAGCAGAUGAGCAGUUGUCAGGAGUUGACUUUUAUUUUUAUUUUUAUUUUUAUUUUUUUAAUU